AUGGGAUGGAAAGUCCCUGAUUUUACUAAGUUUUCUGGUGACACCAAUGAGUCCACAGUCGAGCAUGUUGCUAGGUAUCAGAGUAAGGCCGACAAUUUAGCCAAUAAUGAAAAUUUGAAAACAAAAUAUUUUCCUAAUGAUUUGACAAAGAACGUUUUUAUGUGGUUAAAUACAUUGCCUCCACAGUUCAUAUUUAAUUGGAAUCAACUAGAAAGAGCGUUCCAUGAGCAGUUCUACAUUAGCCAAUCUAAUAUUAGCCUCAAGAAGUUGGCCAAUGUGAGGAAAAAGGUGGUUGACAGCAUAGAUGAUGACCUAAAUAGGUUUAGGAUAAUGAAACCGAUGUGCUUUACCCAAGUUCCUGAACAUGAUUUAGUUGAAUUGGCUGUAGGGGGUAUUGGUUAUUUUAUUAGGAAAAAGUUAAACACUCGGGAUCUUGUUCAAACUGCAUUGAAAGGUAGGAGGCUCAAAUUUGCUUAUAAGCAAAAAGCUCGAUUGGAGGAAGAAGUUGAUCCCAAGGUUGAAGGGGAUAUUUUUGUCGAUCCUGUUGAUGUGUUAAUGGAUGAUAUGACACAAAAGAGUGCAAGAAAUAGUGAAAAAGGAACAAAGAACGUGAUUGCUCGGAAAUCUUCACAACCUACAACGGCUUCAUCAUUCUUCUUUACCGUUUUCUAUACUCUCUUUUACGCUGCUUUGGAUAUUAAAGUUGAUUCAUUCGUUGUUGUUCUUACUUUUCUUUGCUGGGUUUCUUCUAGUUUCAUCGUUAAUUCCAUCAGUUUCGAACUCGCUUGGAAGACGGUUUACAAAAACGGCGGUGCUCCGCCGGUGUUCCAAUCCCCGAAAUGCCCUCGCUGGAGACUCUUCGAUUACGAUUCUUCUCCUCGAACUGCAACGCGUUGUCAAUCUUCGAUGCUCCAGGGUCGAAGAAAAUCACAAGAGGAUCGCACUCUCUGUGUACUCGAUGUUCGCAUUCCAUUCCCCGGUACGAUGGGGAUCAGGGAGGUUGUAGUUGGAAUUGUGGCGGUUUUCGAUGGACAUAACGGUGCUGAAGCUAGUGAGAUGGCGUCAAAACUUUUGAUGGAGUAUUUUGUUCUGCAUACUUAUUUUCUUCUUGAUGCAAUGUAUUCUGUUGUAUCAAAGACUUCCACAGGAAAAUUGCUUCACAGGCGAGACCAUGAUCACGGAAACUUAUUGCAUAGGUGGAAAGAGAUUUUAGGUUGGCAAUGGCAUGAACUGCAUUCUGAAAGGUUGCAGAAUGUAUUUUCUGCUAAUUUUGAUGAUUCUUUUCACUUGGAAAUUUUGAAGGAAGCAUUGUUGAGAGCAAUCCAUGAUAUUGAUGUAAGGUUUUCUGAGGAAGCCUCUAGAAAUAACAUUCAUUCAGGAUCUACAGCAACAGUUGUAUUGGUUGCAGAUGAUAAGUUUUUGGUUGCCAAUAUUGGGGAUUCUAAGGCUUUCUUGUGCUCUGAAAAUUUUCAGUCUCCUAAGGAAGCUAAAGCCUCCUUAUUAGAGCUAUAUAGGCAGACAGAGCGUGAUGGUUCUGUUUCUGUGUGGGAUCGUGAAAAGUAUAGAUUAGCUUCUUCCCGUGGGCUCAAUCAUUUUGCAGUGAAGGAAUUGACUAGGGAUCACCAUCCAGACAGAGAGGAUGAAAGAACUCGGGUGGAAGCUGCUGGUGGUCAAGUUCUAAAUUGGGGUGGUUUGCCUCGCGUAAAUGGUCAGCUGGCCAUUACACGAGCUAUUGGUGAUGUGUUAUUUAAAAGUUAUGGAGUUAUAUCUGCACCAAAAGUGACUGAUUGGCACUGGUCGGAUCCGCACUGCUCCUAG
Lathyrus oleraceus (garden pea) is the source of this 1818-nucleotide messenger RNA. RefSeq names its product probable protein phosphatase 2C 51. Gene Ontology annotation, biological process: protein dephosphorylation. Lineage: Eukaryota; Viridiplantae; Streptophyta; Magnoliopsida; Fabales; Fabaceae. The record is from RefSeq and is a predicted model, not a curated record. Bases 1 to 1818 code for a protein of 605 amino acids. Gene Ontology annotation, molecular function: protein serine/threonine phosphatase activity. The transcript is spliced from 9 exons.